CAGUCAGUCUCAGCAUCACAGCUCUAGGCAGCCAGCAGAGCCAUUUUGGCUUCUACAUUACAGGGCACUCAAAGAUCUCUCCUCCUUCCAAAGAAGCCUUCCUCCUUACAAGCAGGCCUCACCAGGCAUCCAGCUACACAAUACCUCGCUGGAACAAAUAAAGGACUCUUUGUUAAACAGAGCGAAAAGCAGAUUGUUUUUAACAUAUCAGAGGAAGAGCUCUAGAAAGAGAAUUUGAGAAGCCAGCGCAAGAGGCAGUAGUGGGAGCUGAUCUAUAGAGUCAGUAGCUGAGAGCAUCAGAGGAUCACCAUUGUAAAGGUGUGAGCACUGACCUGGACAUUUAAAGGAGUGCUCUCAGCACACACACAGAGGCACCAUGGCAGGGGCCUCGGUGAAGGUGGCGGUGAGGGUUCGCCCCUUCAACUCUCGUGAAAUGAGUAAAGAGUCCAAGUGCAUCAUCCAGAUGUCAGGAAACACAACCACCAUCAUCAACCCCAAAGCACCCAAAGAAAACAAAAGCUUCAAUUUUGAUUACUCCUACUGGUCACAUACCUCGCCAGAAGAUAUCAACUAUGCCUCCCAGCUGCAGGUGUACAGAGAUAUUGGAGAGGAGAUGUUACUUCAUGCCUUUGAGGGCUACAAUGUCUGUAUUUUUGCAUAUGGCCAGACCGGUGCUGGUAAAUCCUAUACCAUGAUGGGCAAACAGGAGAAAGACCAGGAGGGGAUCAUUCCACUGCUGUGUGAGGACCUUUUCACCAAGAUUAAUGACAAAAAUACUGAUAACAACUUGUCUUAUUCUGUGGAGGUUAGUUAUAUGGAGAUUUACUGUGAGAGGGUACGAGAUCUUCUAAAUCCCAAAAACAAAGGAAAUCUGCGUGUGCGUGAGCACCCCUUACUGGGCCCAUAUGUAGAAGAUCUGUCCAAACUCGCUGUCACAUCAUAUAAUGACAUUCAAGACCUGAUGGACUCAGGGAAUAAGGCUAGGACAGUAGCUGCCACUAACAUGAAUGAAACCAGCAGCCGUUCUCACGCUGUCUUCAACAUUAUCUUCACCCAAAAGCGGCAUGACUCGGAGACAGACAACACUUCAGAAAAGGUCAGCAAAAUCAGUCUGGUGGAUUUAGCCGGCAGUGAGAGAGCAGACUCCACUGGAGCCAAAGGCACACGGCUCAAGGAAGGGGCAAACAUCAAUAAAUCACUCACUACCCUGGGAAAAGUAAUUUCAGCUCUGGCUGAGGUGGAUUCUGGCUCAAACAAGAACAAAAAGAAGAAGAAAGUGGAAAGUUUUAUUCCUUACAGGGAUUCGGUACUGACCUGGCUACUGAGAGAGAACCUUGGUGGCAACUCUCGCACUGCAAUGGUGGCCGCUCUAAGUCCAGCUGACAUCAACUAUGAUGAAACCCUCAGCACUCUCAGGUAUGCAGACAGGGCUAAACAGAUCCGUUGUAAUGCUGUGAUCAAUGAAGAUCCUAAUAACCGUCUGGUGCGUGAACUGAAAGAAGAGGUGGGACGUCUGAAGGACCUCCUCUAUGCCCAGGGCCUGGGUGACAUAAUUGAGACGUUUCGGGGGCCAGUUGAAGAUUUUGCUGGUUUGAAAUACAUAUCCGAUUACAAGAACAAUAACAAUAGUGGCCAAGCUGUCAAUCAAAGAGGUGAUCUCUCCACAGUGACCAAUGCUAUGACGGGGAUGAGCCCCUCUCCAUCUCUCUCCGCCCUGUCCAGCCGGGCUGGUUCCAUCAGCAGCCUGCACGAUCGCAUCAUGUUCAGCCCAGGGAGCGAGGAAGCCAUUGAGAGACUCAAGGAAACUGAGAAAAUCAUUGCUGAGCUCAAUGAAACGUGGGAAGAGAAGCUUCGCCGUACAGAAGCCAUCAGAAUGGACAGAGAAGCACUGCUGGCCGAGAUGGGUGUGGCCAUGCGUGAGGAUGGAGGAACUGUUGGAGUCUUUUCACCAAAGAAGACACCCCACCUGGUGAACCUGAAUGAAGAUCCUUUGAUGUCUGAAUGUCUCCUAUAUUACAUCAAAGAUGGAAUUACCAGGGUGGGGAGAGAAGAUGCCAGCAGCAGACAGGAUAUUGUUUUGAGUGGUCACUUCAUCAAAGAGGAACACUGCACUUUCACCAGCACCACUGGACCUAUGGGAGAAGCUGUCAUUCUCGAGCCGUGUGAGGGAGCAGAAACAUAUGUAAAUGGGAAGAGAGUAACAGAACCCACUGUUCUCAGAUCAGGGAACCGAAUCAUUUUGGGCAAGAGCCACGUGUUCCGCUUCAACCAUCCAGAGCAGGCUCGUCAGGAACGUGAGCGAACCCCCUGCUCUGAAACCCCAAUGGAACCUGUAGACUGGGCCUUUGCUCAGAGAGAACUCCUGGAGAAACAGGGCAUUGAUAUGAAACAAGAAAUGGAUCAGAGACUGCAAGAACUUGAGGAUCAGUAUCGUAAGGAGAGAGAAGAAGCCAACAAUCUAUUGGAGCAACAGAGAUUAGACUAUGAGAGCAGGCUUGAAGCCUUGCAGAAGCAGGUAGAUCGUUGUUACCCUGACGUAGCAGAGGAAGAUGAAGAACCUGAGGAGGAAGUGCAAUGGACCGAGAGGGAGACAGAACUGGCAUUGUGGGCUUUCCGUAAAUGGAGAUGUUAUCAGUUUACUUCUCUUAGAGACCUACUUUGGGGCAAUGCCAUUUUCCUCAAGGAAGCCAAUGCCAUUAGCGUCGAGCUAAAGAAGAAGGUUCAGUUUCAGUUCGUGUUACUGACGGAUACACUUUACUCUCCACUUCCGCCUGACCUGUUACCACCUGAGGCAGCAAAAGACAGGGAGAAGAGCCCGUUCCCUCGCACCAUUGUAGCUGUAGAAGUUCAAGAUCAGAAAAAUGGAGCCACACAUUACUGGACCCUGGAGAAGCUCAGGCAGAGGUUGGAUCUGAUGAGGGAGAUGUAUGAUCGUGCUGCUGAGGUCCCCAACAAUGCCCUUGAAGACUGUGACAGUGUGCUGACCGGAGGCGAUCCGUUCUACGACCGAUUUCCCUGGUUCCGUCUGGUUGGAAGAAAACUCCUUUUCUCCACAUGCCUUAGUGAGCAAGCGAGCGACCCUAACUCCUCCCCCACCCCCUCUGAGCCCACAUCAACCUCUGAACUCACUGAGCUGGUCCAGUCAUGGACGGACAAGAAGGUGGGGACAGAGUUGGAUGACUUGGACGAUGAUUCCUUAUUGGAUGACACAUGCUCGGAUUUUGAAGAGGAGGAGGGGGAGGAUGAUGAUGAUGUGGAUGAUGAUGAUGAUGAUGAGGGAGAGCUCUGCAGAAGCUUCGGCAAGGCUGAGGACCCGUUUUACGAUCGCUCACCAUUGUUCAGUGUAUUGGGAAGGGCUUUUGUGUAUUUGAGUAAUCUGCUCUAUCCUGUGCCCCUGGUACAUCGGAUUGCCGUUGUCAAUGAGAAGGGAGAGGUCAAAGGUUUCCUCAGAGUAGCUGUUCAAGCAAUAUCAGGUGCUCUGGUUUUUCCUCCAGCUGAUGAAGAGGCACCAGACUAUGGCUCUGGUGUCCGACAGUCAGGCACUGCCAAGAUUUCUUUUGAAGACCAACAGUUUGAAAAGUUCCAGUCAGAGUCCUGUACUUCUGGUCUUUCCCGCACUGGCGUAUCUCAGGAAGAGCUGCGAAUUGUGGAGGGUGAGGGUCAGAAUGCUGAGAUGGGACUCUCUGCAGAUGAGGUCAACAAUAAUACCUGUGCUGCUAACCCAGAAGAGUUGGACAGCCCUGUCAAAACAGGUCUUGAUGGCAUACUGGACAGCACUCUGGAUCACUUGAGGAUUGGAGAAGUCUUCACAUUCAGAGUUACUGUGCUGCAGGCGUCAAGCAUAUCCGCAGAGUACGCAGACAUAUUCUGCCAGUUCAAUUUUAUUCACAGGCACGAUGAAGCGUUUUCCACAGAGCCGUUGAAGAACACUGGACGUGGUCCACCACUUGGCUUCUAUCAUGUGCAGAAUAUUGCCGUGGAAGUGACUAAGUCCUUUAUAGAGUACAUAAAGACUCAGCCGAUUGUGUUUGAAGUCUUUGGACAUUACCAGAAGCAGCCUUUCCCUCCGCUCUGCAAGGAUCUCAUUAGCCCAUUGCGCCCAUGUAGACGGCAGUUCCCGAGAGUCAUGCCUCUUUCCAAACCAGUACCUGCCACCAAACUGACAGCUCUCACACGACCCACAGCAGGACCAUGCCACUGUAAAUACGACCUGAUGGUCUUCUUUGAAAUCUGUGAGCUAGAGGCCAAUGGAGACUAUAUUCCAGCCGUAGUGGACCACCGGGUAGGCAUGCCCUGCCAUGGUACAUUCAUGUUACAUCAGGGCAUCCAAAGGAGAGUGACAGUCACCAUAGUACAUGAGACAGGAAGAGAUAUUGAGUGGAAGGAAGUGCGAGAGCUGGUUGUAGGGCGCAUCCGGAACACGCCUGAAGCAGAUGAGACAAUCAUUGACCCCAAUAUUCUCUCUCUCAACAUACUGUCUGCAGGAUACAUUCGACCCACACAAGAUGACAGACAGUUUCUUGAUUCGGACAUGCCUAGGACAUUCUUCCGUUUUGAUGCUGCUUGGGAUUCAUCCAUGCACAACUCUUUGCUGCUAAACCGCGUCACUCCUUAUGGAGAGAAAAUCUACAUGACUCUGUCUGCUUACCUGGAGAUGGAGAACUGCACACAGCCCACAGUGAUAACCAAAGACUUAUGCAUGGUGUUCUACUCACGAGACGCCAAGCUCCCGGCAUCUCGCUCCAUCAGGAACCUCUUCAGCAGUGGCACCUUGAGGCCAUGUGAAGGAAACCGUGUAACUGGUGUGUAUGAGCUCAGUCUGUGCCAUCUGGCUGAUGCAGGGAGCCCAGGAAUGCAAAGACGGCGCAGGAGGGUGCUGGAUACGUCGGUGGCGUACGUGCGAGGGGAGGAGAACCUGGCUGGCUGGAGGCCCCGCAGUGACAGCCUCAUCCUGGACCAUCAGUGGGAGCUGGAAAAAUUGAGCCUCCUGCAGGAGGUGGAGAAAACCAGACACUACCUCCUCCUUAGGGAGAAGCUGGAGUCCACCCUGCUGCUGGGCCAGGAGUCGCUGCUGUCCUGCGGGAGUGAAGAUCUAACCGAGUCCUCUUCCCCCUCCACCCACCUGGGCCUGGGCCACAGCCCCGGUCCUGGCCCCGACACACCCAACGAGAGGCAGAAGGAGCUGGCUGCAAAGUGUCUGCGUUUGCUUAAUCACACCUUUAACAGGGACUACAGCCAUGUGUGUGUUAGCGCCAGUGAGAGCAAGUUGAGUGAGAUGUCAGUAACUCUUUUGAAAGACUCAGCCUCAGUGUGUGCUGAAAGCACCCUCACACCGUCCUCCACAUGUCCCUCACUUGUGGAGGGACGCUACGGCCACAACACUGAACUCAGACCCCCAACACCUCGAUCUCGUGCUGUCAGCCCCAUCCCUGAGUCUGAAACAGAGGGCAAGAAGUCUCCUCAACAGUCCAGAUCAAGGACCCACACUUUUGUGCCAGAUAUUCAGGAAAUCCGUGUCAGCCCAAUUGUGUCAAAGAAAGGCUAUUUGCACUUCCUGGAGCCUCACAGUAAUGGUUGGGUUAAGAGAUAUGUGGUGGUACGCCGGCCUUAUGUCUACAUCUACAACACAGAGAGAGACACAGUGGAAAGGGCCAUUCUUAACCUGUCUUCAGCACAAGUGGAGUACAGCGAAGACCAGCAGGCCAUGCUGAAGACCCCCUACACAUUUGCGGUAUGCACAGAGCAUCGUGGGAUACUCCUUCAAGCCAGUAAUGACAAGGAGAUGCAUGACUGGCUGUAUGCCUUUAACCCUCUGCUUGCUGGAUCUAUCAGGUCUAAACUGUCCAGAAGAAGAGCCGGGCAGAUGAGGUUUUGAGCCCACCACAUGUAAACCUUCUGUACAACUCUUCAAGGACAAAAAAAACACAAAGGACUAAACUUGUAAAUAGAUCUACUGACAGAUCCCCCAGUUUCUGUGCCCAAUCAACUCUCUGACCCCCUGUUUCCUUCAUGUGUGUUCCUGCACCUGCCCACACUAGCACCAAUCGUGCACCUGUAUCUUAAAGGCCCCUUUGUUGUGCAUCUACAGUGGCCUAAAUAUUCAACUCAUAGCGCCAACGGAACAGGCUAACUACUUUAUUUGGUUAGAGAUAGUAUGCUUAUGUAGUCUUCAGCAACAUUUUAGAAAGUUGGUGAUGGGAAUUUCUAAUUGUAAAGCUGACAGCUCAUGCAAACACAUCCAAAUUUGGUACUGUGAAGAGUGACGUCCGUAUCUUGAGUUUGGUGGGAAAAUGGAUCACAUGGCCUUAUUGUGCUACUACUGACUCGCAAGUCUAUGAGUUUAAAACUGGUCAGUAUUUAAGUCAGCAGACCAUAUGUUUAUUCAUCUUUUGGCUAUGGAAGAUAGAAUUGAUCAAUGAUAAGCAGUUCUUAGCAAGGAGCAGAUGAAUCACAUCAUAUUGCGCUCUUACUCUCUUUAAGUGCAGUUCUUGGACACAGUACAACCCAUCAUAAAUACUCAUAUACCUCUAUAAUGUUUCCCUUGUAAGGCCGUGAAAUGCAUAAAGAUUUCAAAAUAAUCAGGACACAUGAGGAAAAAUUUGGCAACGGAAAACGGUUGCAUUCUCAUAUCUCCGUAUGAGGAUCAUUAUAAAGAUUUGGCCUAUUUUUGUUGGAGUACUGGUCAGUAGAUUUAUCUAAAAUGUAUCAUAAUCCAGUCUAAUAUUUUAUAUAAAAAUUAUCGGUAUCCCCAAAUGAUCUUAUAUCAGUCUCAUUUAUUUUUUAAAAUUUCUUUUAAAAAGUCUUAUCUAGUUAGGUAUUUAUUUAACAUGUUUUUAUUUAUUUCAGCAUGUAUUUAUUGACAAAGACUGUAAUAUUUUUGAAGAAGUACAGUGCAAUUUCUGCAUAUGGCACUUUUUUAUCAUGAGUUGACUAGCCUCCGUUUUACUGACUGCACUGCUCUCAUUCCCCCGACACGAUGAAACGCAAUUGGGGAACAGUUUAGAAGCGAAUGCUGGGAUAGCUGCUAUUACAUGUAGGUUACUUGAAUUUUACUUUUUAGAUAUGUUAACUAGUUUUGGUAGAGAAGAAAAAAUUAUCAGGUGGAGAAAAAUAAUUUUUGCCCAGAAUCCUACAUGCGUGUUUGUACAGUGGUCAGUUUUGGAAAAUGGAUGGUUUAGAAGUUUGUUAGAACAAAUCAAAUGUACAGUACUGAUGGAAUUUUCUAUACGCAUCCCAGAGAGUGAUGAUAUACGAUUUGUGCCUCUUGCAUCAUCUACUCACGAUUUUCAUCAUCCACCCAUCAGUACCACCCUUUCUCUUUGUGUGUAAUCAUUUAUGUGCACAGACAAAAUCAGUUUAUUAGUUUUUAAAUAGUUUGCAUAUUGCACAUGCCCUCCAUAUGACUAGGUUUUGAGAUUUCUAAGCAUAUCUAGAUGGUGUCAAUUAUUUUUUCCUUAACUGAUUUUACUUGCAAAUGAACAAAAACAAACUUUUUUUCAUUUUAGGGACAAGUUUCCCAUCUCUAACAUCACCAGGGACUCCAGAAAUGAGCCCUUCCAUCAUAGUAUUGUUCCAAAACUCAUUUUGUUCCGAUUUUUUUUUUUUUUUUUUGUGUGUGUGUGUGAUUAUAAUCAUAUAAAAUAUGCGAUGAGCUUAUAGAUGGCAACGCAAUACAUUUUAAAUUCCAUUUUUGAUGGUCUGAUUGUUGUGCUUAUUGUCAAAACCCCCUCAAAAACAGGAAACCAUUUGCACUGAGAUCGUUGAUAGUUAUUCAACUUCAGCCGAACUACAUUUUAUGGAAUAUGAAACAACAUUUUUGAGUUAUAUAAUACCAACAGCUGUGAUUUAGACACUUUUAGUGCAAAAACAUUUGAUGGCAGACCUGUGGGCCAAACCUCGACUUAGGCAGUCACUGGAGCAGAGCCCAUGCUUCCACUUUCACUGCUUAUUAUAGUUUGAUGACUUAUAAUGUGGUUUGAGAUGAUUAGAUGAUCCUGCAGUUUGCCUAACUAACACAAGCCUUUCAUCCAUACCUGCAUAUUCAGUGCACAGUUUGUAAAUCACCUGAGGUGCCUCUAGGGUGCAAGAUUCAGGCACAUGUGUAUAACUGAGGCCAGACAACCUACAGCACAUGCUCAGUACAAGAAGAAUCUGACACCCUGAACAAACCUCUACUGAAAGCCUUGAUCUGUCUAUGUCCAAAAAUUCAGUUACUAAUAUUGGUACUUAGGAUGGUAUUCUGUAUCUGUGAGUGAAAGCAGAAAGCAUAUCCCUAAAGGAUUCUAAAUCCCUGAAGGUUCCGUAUAUGAAAAAUAGUUCCUUUUGCGUGUCAAUCAGAGUCACUUCACUUUCAUGACCAGUUCAGAGUAAAUAUAAGUAAUGCCAAUACUUUUAUAAACAAGUGCAUAUGUAAUAGUAAUAGCAGGUGCGUUGUCAACAAAAUUAUUAAAACAUACAUAGAGAGAGUUAAAAGAAUCACUUUUGGUUUUAGUACAUACAAGCAAAUGUGAAUUGUCUUGUUUUUGUCUGUGCACCUUGUAGAAAGUACUGCAGCGAGCUGAAUGGAAUUGUCAAUGUUAUAGCCUGUCCUGUAUUUCUACAAGCAAUUUCCAUAAAACAUAACAUUAUCAUGUUUCCAAGCUAAAAACAUUGUAUCCAUUUUACCACCACCCACAGUGAAAGAAUGAAUCAGUUCUCAUAAUCGACACCAAAUAUUUGUGUGCUUCCAUUCUCCUCUUAUGCACAGACUCCAUUCAUAAGCAUUUUUUUCUGUCGUUUUCUCUCAGUUUUACUUGCCUUGUAUAUAAACAUGAUUGCUGUGAACGGUGUAAUAUGCAGUUGUAACCGGUUUGUACCAUCUUCAGUGGGCAGUAGUUCAAUGUCUCUUUCUGAGUGUUGGAAUUAUGAGUCAAAUGUUUGUGUACACUUAACACAUUGUCAGAUAUGAAAUAAAUGUGGAACUUAUGCAACACUA
Megalobrama amblycephala (Wuchang bream) is the source of this 8974-nucleotide messenger RNA. It is a transcript of the gene kif1aa, whose product is annotated as kinesin family member 1Aa. Gene Ontology annotation, biological process: microtubule-based movement. Lineage: Eukaryota; Metazoa; Chordata; Actinopteri; Cypriniformes; Xenocyprididae. The record is from RefSeq and is a predicted model, not a curated record. Bases 377 to 5875 code for a protein of 1832 amino acids. Gene Ontology annotation, molecular function: ATP binding; microtubule motor activity; microtubule binding. The transcript is spliced from 50 exons.